Messenger RNA from Panicum virgatum (switchgrass), 1729 nucleotides. RefSeq names its product B3 domain-containing protein IDEF1-like. The transcript has 9 exons. Lineage: Eukaryota; Viridiplantae; Streptophyta; Magnoliopsida; Poales; Poaceae. Gene Ontology annotation, molecular function: DNA binding; DNA-binding transcription factor activity. The record is from RefSeq and is a predicted model, not a curated record. Bases 281 to 1366 code for a protein of 361 amino acids.
GAGGGAGAGGGCCCUGCCUUCCUUCCGAAACAACACGGAGGGGGAGGGGUGGGAGCCCAAGCAAAUCCCCCCACCGUGGGCGUAGGAAGAGAGGAGAGGAGAGGAGAGGAACCAUCCCAAAACCAAGAGCAGGCAGCAGCUCGUUCAUCUCGUGACUGCUGGCCUGCCGCCUCAGCGACCACAUCCAUCCAUUCCCCCAUCCACCAAGCCAUUUCCUUCCCCACCCUCGCCCGCGGCGGCGGCGGCUCCCCCCUUCGAGUUCGGCCGACGCAUCGCAGGAAUGGGGCAGAUGGGGGGUCCCGACGGCGACGGACGCGGCGGCGCCCACCCCCACCACCAGUACCAGGCGCUCCUCGCCGCGGUGCAGAACCCCGCCCAGGGCCUGCACCACUUUCCCCUCCCCUUCCACGUCCCGCUACACCAAGGACCACCCGCCGCCGGGCCAGGGCCAGCAGCUGAUACAGCCGCCUCCACGCACAAUGCUGCUCCCCACUCUCAGCACCCAAGAGGGCUUGCCGACUGGAGCGAUUCCAGCAGCAGUGCCUUCGCGUCUGUUUCCGCGCAGCCAGCCCCUGCUACCACCAACGCACCACCCGUCCCUUACAACCUCUCCCAGUCUUACGCGCUAUGGUCCCAUUACAUGCUUAACAAGAACGCCGUGCCCUACUCUUCUUAUCCUGCACCACAUGAGGAGAACCCCCACCCACUGCGCCAUACUCACAUCCCACCGCACAAGGAUCCAGGUUCUACAUAUUCUAUGGAAACAGCAGGUUCUGCAUCCAGCCUUGGGUUUGACUCUUUCACUACAAUGUCCCUUGGACCAAACAUAUGCGCCCACAUGUCUGCCAUGGAAGCAUCUCUACCUGCCAAAGAAGCUGAGAAUUCAGAGGAUUUGCCUACAGUGGUUAGAAACAGUGACGAAAUGGACACUAUAAACAGUGAGGAAGUCCAUCAUGACACAGCUGCCACUAUCCCUGAGUCGAAGCCUAGUCAUGAAAGCUGCACCACGAAGUUCAACUCUGGAGAGUACCAAGUCGUUUUGCGCAAAGAGUUGACAAAGAGCGAUGUUGCAAAUGUCGGGCGAAUUGUGCUUCCCAAGAAGGAUGCUGAGGCUAGUCUUCCACCAUUGGUGCAAGGUGAUCCUCUGAUACUGCAGAUGGAUGACAUGGUGCUUCCUGUCACAUGGAAAUUUAAGUAUAGAUUCUGGCCAAACAACAAAAGCAGAAUGUAUAUUCUGGAAGCUGCAGGUGAAUUUGUGAAGACACAUGGUCUCCAGGCAGGGGAUGCGCUCAUUAUCUACAAGAACUCCGUGCCCGGCAAAUUUAUUAUCCGUGCGGAGAAGGCCAUUCAGCAGACAAACCCCUAAACCCAACUUGAUGAUGUGGGUGUAGCAGCGCCAAAAAUGGCUUUUGAGGAUAUGAAUUCACCAUAAGUUCAGAACUGAAGGCAUUAUCAACUUUCAUGACUGGGUUACCAUCACAAGAUGAUUAGUCUAACUUGUUGAUUCCUGGUGGAUGGAGACGAGAAAUUUUGGGAGAACAUUGGAAGUGCUGCCAAUGAGCCUACAUCUGAGCAGGACAAGUAGUUUGCAAAAAAAAAAUUUCCCUUCUAAUUCGGUUGUAUUUGGAUGCUCGAGUUCUGCAUUGCAUUCUGAACAACAUUCGCAGUUCUUUUUUCUUGUAAAUAUUUUGAACCUAUAAGAUAAAGGAAGUGGUCUGGAACUUGCAUA